UCUGGGAGUGACGCGGCUGCGCGGCACCUGCAGUUGCUUAAUGAGAAAAAGAAUCAACGCACGGAACGAAGUAACGGAAAUCGCUGUCACUCAGGAGGCUGCAACUUGGAGACGGAUUCCCAAUCAGCUCCCAUCAUGAGUGGAAAGUCGCUGCUGCUGAAAGUGAUCUUGCUGGGGGACGGCGGGGUGGGGAAGAGCUCCCUGAUGAAUAGGUACGUCACAAACAAGUUCGACUCGCAGUCCUUCCACACCAUUGGCGUGGAGUUCCUGAACCGGGACCUGGAGGUGAACGGGCGCUUCGUCACACUGCAGAUCUGGGACACGGCGGGGCAGGAGCGAUUCAAGAGCCUGCGUACUCCAUUCUACCGCGGGGCCGACUGCUGCCUGCUCACCUUCAGCGUGGACGACCACCAGAGCUUCGAGAACCUGGGCUGCUGGAAGAAAGAGUUUAUCUUCUACUCUGACGUGAAGGAGCCGGAGAGAUUCCCCUUUGUCAUCCUGGGGAACAAAGUGGACAAGAGCGAGAGGCAGGUAACCCCAGAGGAAGCCCAGGUCUGGUGCCUGGAAAAUGGCAGCUACCCCUAUUUCGAAACGAGCGCCAAGGAUGAUACAAAUGUGGAGGUGGCGUUUGAAGAGGCUGUGAGGCAGGUGCUGGCUGUGGAGGAGCAGCUGGAGCACUCCAUUCUGGGCAACACCAUUGACCUCCAUGGCAACCGCAAGGCUUCCUCUUCUUCCUGCUGCUGAGACUGAGUAGACAGCUCCCCCUCUGUGUCUCUCAGCUCACCUUGUUGGCAUCAGUGGUUCCUUUACCUUGGCUGCUGGAGCUGAUUAAGAAAGGGGUCAUGGAGGAAGCAUCUGAUGUAUUGUGUAGUACAGAUCUGUAUUUUUAGGUAGGCUCUCCGGCUGUGGAGUUGACGGUCCACCAGUUCAACAUGGCAGGGUGCUUCAAAAAUGGAUGUGGAGCCUACAAAACAGUAUAGAAUAAAUGGCUGGUCUGGAACCACUUCUGGGCAUGUACUCUCUUAUUACUUGCAAGUAAAAUUAUAUAAUAAAUGUAAGCUGUUUGAGCUGUAUUGGAUCAGAGACACAGAAAAGCGAGACGAGGAUCCUGUUUUUCAGUGGUACAGGGAUGGAAAAGUUUGCUUUUAGAGAGAGAAUUUCAGUAUAGUCUGACUCUCUACUAAGAACACCUCUGAAAACCAGCCCAGUCUGAUAGCCCUUGAAGAGCAUCUUUUUCCUGUCUUUCUGUUCAUAGACCCCUGUGAGCUGGACUGAACUGCUUCUUUUUUUCUGGCCUUUUAGGCUAAUAAUGACUGACCUGAACUGCUGUAGCUAAAGAUGGGGUAACCAAGUUAAAAUGGCUUGGUAAUUUAUAUGUAUAAUCAAUGUCUUGCUUUGUUUAUUCUCCACUUUGCUGCUGUUAACAAGACUGGAUUGACAGCAGGCCUGGGCAUUUUAUGCACAAGUCAGUAGUUUGUAUUGGGCCGGGAUAUUUAAAGGGAAUUUUUUAGGUGGCGAUCUUGAAUUCUAUAGUUUUGCUUGCCAUUGUGCUUGCAAAACUUUAUAUAUUUUAUAUCUUUUUAGUUAAAUAAUUGUUUGCAAGGGUUGUAAAGUGACCUGGGGGGUUUCAAGCUUUUACAUAUUUCACUAAACCUAAACUUCUUGAAAUUUGUCAGUUAUUUUACUUUUUUCUGUGAAAUGCAUAGAACAGUUUUAUCCAGGUACUCGCGCUAACAUGCAUUGUUGUAUUUAGUAAUCAAGUAAAUGGUACAAUGGGUUUCUCCAUAUAAAUCUCAAGUGACAUUUCAGGUGAUAAAGGUAUGUUUACAUUCCAUAUUUAUCUGUACUACUGCACGCCUAACAUGAAACAGUAAUGAGCCAAAUUACCCUAUGAUACACUGUGAUCAAAACUGUCAUUUUAGGCCUUGUAUUGUUGGUCAAUAUUAUUUGACUCCGUCCCUUAAGAUAGAUAGACAGGACUUUAAAAUUCCAUUUCGCUGUUUAUUCCAGGUACCUUUUCACUAGAUAAGUGGUCCAACAGCAGCUAGGCCACUGGACAGAAUUUGACAAACUGCAAAGGAAGUGAUUGACAUUUCAAAGAUUUGAUCUGUACUUAGAAAAACACAAGAUAUGUAUUGCUACACUAAACACUUUUAUGUUAUAACCUUGACUCCUGGCUGUGCCUGUGCCUGCCCCUACCUCCAAGUUCGGUUUCAGUGGGUUGAGGUUAUUUGUUGCUGAUUUGGAUUUGCUUCAGUACUAAAAAUAAAUGUAAUAUUUUUGUGAAUUUUUUAUUUAUUUUUUUUUACCUAUGUUUAAUACUGAUACUAUAUAAAGAAGAGGCUAAACUAAAAAGCAGUGGACCUCUGAAUUAGACCUAGAUGCUGACAGGGAUCUAGGUCUAAUUCAUAUGUAGUCCUAUCAACGUUCACAGGUAUCCUUGUAACUAAAAGCAAAGACUAGGGUGAUGGUGCAAUACGUUCUGGCCUGUUAUAAAUGUUCUGUCUAGAUAAAGGAUUCUCUUAUAUUUCAGUUUAGCAGUGUGUGGAGCCUGUUAAUAUCCAAAUGCCAUAACAUGUAACUUGUGACUCUAUAUUACUUUUUUUUUUUUUUCUGCUUUGUGCACAGCAAGGAUGAGCACUCACAUGAUUGUUAUUGGAUAAACUGUUUAUUACAAAUGGAUGUAGCACUAAAGGUACAAAUUGAAUAUUAUUUUUUGUAUUUCUAAUUGUAGAUUAUUUAGUAUAUGAAAGUCUUGAUCAGGUCUGUCUUCAGAGUUAUAGUCUCUUAAAGCAUGGGUCUGUUCUAUUUAAUGAUCUAAAUGCAGCCAAACUCAAAUCUCAGAUUUAAAUGAAGACUGUACGCUAUUUACACUACCCAAAUUAUGCAGGAUCAAUACAUUUGGAUAGUGAAUAGCAAUCUGAUGUGUUUAAUUCAUGCUCACAGUGCUUUGUGUAGGUCGUAUGAAUAUAAUACAAAUGGCAUGGGUCUUAGAUCAUUAAAAUAGACCCUGCAAUAUGAGUCUGUCCUUUUUGAUCUUGCUGGGAUGGGUGUACGGGAUGUGUGGUGUCUUUUUUAUUGUGUUUUUUUCUGAUCCAUUUGCAUUCAGUGUUCGUUAGCCCCUUUUACUAGGGCUGCACUAGUGACAUCAGCCCCUGAGGGGCUACGGAUUGAGGAUAACUGGACUAAACUAAACUUCAGAUCCUCUGUCUUACAUAACCUAUGGCCAGAUAUUACUAGUGUGGUAUUUACUGCCAUGCCAUGGUGCGUAUUUCAGACAUACUCUCAUGCAUCAGUAAAGGGAUUUAAUAAUGUUAUCUGCAGAUCCUUGACAAUGUAGUCAUAUUUAAUACAUUUACAUUCCAUAAAGUAUUCAAAGGCAUGCCAUUUUCAAAAGAUGUUUUAUUAAUUAAGCAUGCCUGUGGUACUAGACAUGGUGACUUUGUUCCGUGUGUGUGAGUUUUUAUAUAUAUAUAUAUAUAUAUAUAUAUAUAUAUAUAUAUA
Messenger RNA from Polyodon spathula (Mississippi paddlefish), 3504 nucleotides. RefSeq names its product ras-related protein Rab-9B. Gene Ontology annotation, biological process: retrograde transport, endosome to Golgi; Rab protein signal transduction. Bases 136 to 744 code for a protein of 202 amino acids. Gene Ontology annotation, cellular component: phagocytic vesicle; lysosome; late endosome. Gene Ontology annotation, molecular function: GTPase activity; GTP binding. The record is from RefSeq and is a predicted model, not a curated record. Lineage: Eukaryota; Metazoa; Chordata; Actinopteri; Acipenseriformes; Polyodontidae. The transcript is spliced from 2 exons.